Molecule: messenger RNA, 658 nt
Organism: Chironomus riparius
Lineage: Eukaryota; Metazoa; Arthropoda; Insecta; Diptera; Chironomidae
Source: the annotation of a GenBank genome assembly
AGUCGGCUAGUAAUUUUAUAAGAAACAAGUCAUGAUAAAAAAGAAUUCGGGUUGCAUUUCAACGAAGACAGGAUGUGUCAUUAUCGGAGCUUUAUAUACCUUUGCUGGAUUGUCGCUCCUUUAUUUUACAUUAGUGUUGCUUCCAUUUACAAAAUUUGUGAAGUUGGCACCUGAUGAAUUGACGUGGUACAUUUUAUUCCUAAUAUUCGUAUCAUUAUACUAUGUUUGGAUUAGCAUUGCUGGCUUUUUACUGAUAUAUGGAACGUUUAUGCGUCAACACAAAAAGAUGUUUUCUUUGUUAUUGACUCUGUUUUCACACAGUUUUAUGAUUAUGGUUUGUGAUAUAUUCUAUGAUUAUCUCGACUAUAUUCCAAUAAACAGUGAAUGCUGGCGUACACAUUAUUAUUGCAGAUCGCAACUACAAGUAUUUUUUCAAUACAAUUUCACUGCGAUAUACAUAAUUGGUAUGUUUGUCGUAGGUCUCUUUGCUGUAUGCAUUAUUUUUGAAAUGAAAAACAUUCAAAAUGAUCAGAAUGAUAGAAAUGUUAGAAUUUACAAUGAAAAAGCUUUGCUCGAUGCUGAACAAUAUUCUAAUCAUGUUUAAAUGAUGUAUAUUAGAAUUUAUUACGUCAAUCAACUGCAGAAUUGAGCAUCUGCC